Asparagus officinalis (garden asparagus) is the source of this 1331-nucleotide messenger RNA. Its product is annotated as caffeoylshikimate esterase-like. The transcript has 9 exons. Gene Ontology annotation, cellular component: membrane. Gene Ontology annotation, molecular function: lipase activity. NCBI's taxonomy places the organism in Eukaryota, Viridiplantae, Streptophyta, Magnoliopsida, Asparagales, Asparagaceae. The record is from RefSeq and is a predicted model, not a curated record. Bases 119 to 1081 code for a protein of 320 amino acids.
UUCAUUCAUUCUCUCUAGUCUCUCUUAUAUAAAUAAAUACAUGCAGUAAUAAUUUAUCCCAUCAUCUCUCUUCACCAUUAACAAUUCUUCAUUAUUUUGGCUGCUCCUCUCCUUUCUCAUGGCUGAAGCAAAGGAAGAUAUCAAAUAUGAUGAGGAAUUUAUAUUCAGUCCUCGUGGAGUAAAGCAAUUUACAUGCAGAUGGCUCCCACAUAAUCAAGGCCCAAAAGCCUUAAUCUUCAUUUGUCAUGGGUAUGCAAUGGAAUGCAGCAUAUCUAUGAGAGAUACCGGGAUUAGACUUGCCAAAGCAGGAUUUGCGGUAUACGGAAUAGACUAUGAAGGCCAUGGAAAAUCAUCAGGACUCCAGGGAUACAUUCCAAGCUUUGAUGGUCUUGUUGAUGAUUGCUCUCACUAUUUUAUGAGCAUAUGUGAGAAACAAGAGUAUAAAAAGAAGCAAAGAUUUUUGCUAGGAGAAUCCAUGGGAGGAUCUGCUGCCCUUCUUCUUCACAGAAAGCAUCCAACCUACUGGCAUGGUGCUAUUUUGGUUGCCCCCAUGUGCAAGAUUGCUGCAAAUAUGAGGCCACAUCCAAUGGUGAUCAGCAUCUUGGACAAGUUGUGUAAGAUCAUACCGACAUGGAGAAUAACCCCAACUCAAGACAUUAUUGAUAUUGCGUUCAAAAACCCUGAAAAGAGGAAAGAGGUUAGGGGAAAUCCGUACUGUUAUAAGGGAAGGGUAAGGUUGAAUACUGCCCGUGAGCUUUUCAUAGUGAGUUUAGAUAUUGAAAAGAAUCUACAGCAGGUCUCCUUGCCCCUUUUGGUUGUUCACGGUGGGGAUGACAUCGUGACCGAUCCCUCAGUCAGCAAACUAUUAUAUGAGUCUGCGUCGAGCAAAGAUAAGACGUUCAAGUUGUAUCCUGGGAUGUGGCAUGCGCUCACCUCCGCCGAGCCCCCAGAGAGCAUUGAUCUCGUCUUCUCUGAUGUUCUAUCUUGGUUAGGCGAUAGAACUGUAGGCUCAGACGAGGCAAGGCUCGAGUUGGAGAGGAAGACAAAGCACGAAGAAGAUCCAUCAUCAAAACUUAAGUAAUAAUGACUUUAUUUAUUCGCAAUAAUGCUUAUUUUUGUACUAUUUUUUACCCAAUUUGUGUUACAAUAGACUAAAGAAAACUCUACACUGCAAAAAUAGUACCAGAAGUGUAAUAUGCAGUUAAUGCUAAUGAGGAUAGGAUAGCAUUUGGGUGGUGGUCAUGUUAUAGCUCCUUUUAAUUUGUGGUGUUUAUAGGGAUUAGAUUUAGAGGGACAUUUUGAUUGGAACGAAUGAGAUGUUUUUGUUUGUA